Molecule: messenger RNA, 888 nt
Organism: Plasmopara halstedii
Lineage: Eukaryota; Oomycota; Peronosporomycetes; Peronosporales; Peronosporaceae
Product: exosome complex exonuclease rrp42-like protein
Exons: 1
Coding region: 1-888 (295 amino acids)
Biological process (GO): nuclear polyadenylation-dependent mRNA catabolic process; U5 snRNA 3'-end processing; nuclear polyadenylation-dependent rRNA catabolic process
Cellular component (GO): nuclear exosome (RNase complex); cytoplasmic exosome (RNase complex)
Source: RefSeq, a predicted model, not a curated record
AUGCUAAAGAUCAGCGCAUCUGAGAAGAAAUACAUCGUUGAGGGCGUCGCUGCCGACGUGCGCGCAGACGGACGCGAUCGUCUAUCAUAUCGUAACAUUUCAAUCGAGACAUCGCUUCUCUCACAGUCCAACGGGUCUGCGCGGGCGUCAAUAGAGGCGUCAGGCACCGAUGUAUUGGCCUCUGUGAAGCUCGAGGUAGCAUCUCCGCUCCCUGAAGCUCCCAACGCGGGCAUUGUUCAAGUCUGUGUAUCAUGCUGUCCAUCCAUUUCAGCUAAACUCUAUGGUCGAGCUGUAGAGGAAUUGAAUGUCGAGUUGUCUCAACUCAUGACGCGCUUAUUAUGCUCACAUUCUAAUGCUGAACUUGAAAAGUACUGCAUCAUCCCGGGCGAAAGCGUUUGGUCAAUUAAUAUUGACGUCAUGGUAUUUGAAUCGACAGGAAAUGUACCAGAUAUCAUUUCUAUUGCUAUCUACGCAGCGCUAAACGACACUGUCUUCCCGUCUGUGCGAUUAGUGGGCGUCGAGAGCGAGGAUAAAACCAUUGAAGUGGAUAUGGAUCCUGCUGCUGGCAAGCUCAUGAUGGCUCAGCAUUGGCCCAUUUGUGUGACAUUGAGUAAAAUUGGCGACUACUUUAUCACGGAUUCGAUGCAGGAAGAAGAGUUAUGCACGACAGCUCAGAUGAGCGUAGCUGUAGACCCAGAAGGAAGUGUUUGUGGUGUUCAGAAGAGCGGUACUGGUGCUAUUGAGCUAGAAGAAAUGCAGCAGAUGAUUGACGAAGCUUGUGCACGAUCGAAAGAACUAUUUCAUCUUUUACAGAACGCGCUGUCUGAGCAGAGAAAUCGAGACAUUAAAGCAGGACACAGAGUCGAGCGCGUUGGGUUUUUAGGAUAA